GCAUAAGUUCGCCAUUAAGCACGUGUAAAAUUUUAUAAACAAACGGUAGUUUAUUUUGCAUUUUAUUUCAUGAUGAGCGCUUCGAAUUUUAAUUCAUUGUGUAUUAAGGAAGGUGAUUUUGUAAUUGUGAAAACAGAUACAGUUCUGCGACUGGUAGAAUUAAAGAAAAACAAGCCUCAAUUUCUCGGAAAGAGAAAAGCCAAUCUGUUUUCAGCAGUUGGCCAUCCGUACGGAACAUUUUUUGAAAUUAAUUCCGAUGGCACGCUAAAAAAGCUAUCAAACCCAGGUGUAACGCAAAAUUUGCUCAUUAAAGUUGAAGAUGAUGCUGAUAUGAAGGAUAAUCGAUCUCUGAUAGAUACUGGCGAAUCCCAAAAACUCACAACCGAUGACAUCGAGGGAUUCAAAGCUCAAGGUUUAUCCGGUCAAGAAAUGGUUAAAAUUAUUGUUCAGAAUAGUAGUUCUUUUCAGGAUAAAACUGCUUUUUCAAAAGAAAAGUAUUUGCGAAAGAAGCAAAUGAAAUAUAUAAAUUAUGUUCAGCUAUUGAAACCUAAUAUACGUUUGCUGGCUGAAAUGUAUUACGCUCAAGGUCCUUUGAAAAUCUGCAACUUAAGGAUAGAUUCUUUGUCUCAAAUGCUUGCCUUUUGCAACGUAAUGUCUGGAGGAAAGUAUAUGAUUUUAGAAACUGUUGUUGGUUUGUUAACUGCUGCGGUAAUUGAAAGACUAGGUAUUCAUGGCUGUGCUGUACAACUGCAUCUAGGUCCUUUUUCGAUUCAUCCGUGUCAGCAAAUAAUUAAGGCUUUAAAUGUGCCCCAGCAUCAGUUGCCGUCAAUCCUGUAUAAUGUGGAUUUGAAAAGUGUUAUGGAUUUAUUACAAACAAAAGACAAUGAAGAUAACAUGAUUGUAGAUGAAGUCGAGAGUAUUGCUUUGCUCAGUGAUUCACCUCAUGCUGAAAUAAAAAGAAAAAUGGAGAAGAUGGAGCAUGUGCAAAAAGCUAAAGAAAUUCUUUCUCAGAAAAACAUGGAUAGUUUACUUAUAGCUAUAAAAAACCAUCCAGGCAAUGUUUUGCCAUUGUUAGAUUUUCUUUCAUCUUCUCGGCCAUUUGCUAUAUUUUCAAUGUAUCAGCAACCAUUAGUUGAUUGUUAUGUUGCAUUAAAAUCUCGCGGUGAUAUCAUAUCAUUAAAUAUAUCUGAAACAUGGUUUCGUAAAUAUCAGAUUCUGCCCGACCGAACGCAUCCAUGUUAUUCCAUGUCGGGCAAUGGUGGUUUCUUAUUGACUGGAAUAAAAGUUGAAAGUAAACCCCAAGUUGGCAUAUGUAAUUAGUUUCUUGAGUAAACUUAGAUAAAAAUUGCAUUUGUUAAUGUUUUUAAUAAAAGUAUUUUCGGCAAUGUA
Messenger RNA from Stegodyphus dumicola, 1389 nucleotides. It is a transcript of the gene Trmt6, whose product is annotated as tRNA methyltransferase 6 non-catalytic subunit. Gene Ontology annotation, biological process: tRNA methylation. Lineage: Eukaryota; Metazoa; Arthropoda; Arachnida; Araneae; Eresidae. The record is from RefSeq and is a predicted model, not a curated record. Gene Ontology annotation, cellular component: tRNA (m1A) methyltransferase complex; nucleus.